Polyodon spathula (Mississippi paddlefish) is the source of this 784-nucleotide messenger RNA. Its product is annotated as avidin-like. Gene Ontology annotation, molecular function: biotin binding. NCBI's taxonomy places the organism in Eukaryota, Metazoa, Chordata, Actinopteri, Acipenseriformes, Polyodontidae. The transcript has 4 exons. The record is from RefSeq and is a predicted model, not a curated record. The coding region runs from base 152 to 595 and encodes 147 amino acids.
UGUCUCUCAGAUAGGAUAGGUGGCAUUUCUCCAGGGUCGAGCAGUAAAACCCCUGCUCUUGACUUGUUUGUAAGCAAACACAUUGCAAAGAGAAGGAUAUAAAUAGUCGUUCUAGAAGUCUGAAGAACUGACUAACGAAAGUUCUAUUUUCAUGAAAAACAUGAUUCUUUUCUCUACUCUUAUUUUGCUUUUUCAAGUGGCAUUCUACAUAUGCCAUGCGCAGAAGUGUGAUUUAACAGGAAGCUGGGUAAACGAACUUGGAUCCAACAUGACUAUCUCCACGACAGACAAUAAGGGACACAUCUUUGGCUCCUUCUUCACUGCAGUGACAGCAAACAGUGGAGUGAAAAUUAAGGAAUCCCCCCUCUCUGGCUUUAAAGAUGAUUCUCAUCAGCCGAUAUUUGGGUUUCUUGUGAAGUUUACUUUCUCAGAUUCUAUAACAAACUUUGUUGGCCAGUGCUUUGUUGACAAGAAUGGUGUUGAACAUCUUGAAACCAUGUGGCUGCUCAGAUCAAAAGCAGAUUCCAGUGGAGAUAACUGGCAGAAAACCAGCAUUGGCAGUAAUCAGUUUCGUCGGCUGACUGAAAAGAAAUGAAGCAACGUUAUCAAAAAGGGCUGAAAUCAUCUGUUCUCCCCCUCCUUGGUAAUCUUUGUUCUCAUCGUGAAAUUUAAAUGUGGAUCUCAUUUCAUUGGAUUUUCUUCCAUUCUUCAUAACAUGUAAAGCAUGAAAAUGAGAUGCAUAUCUCAAGGGUUCUAUGCUGGUUAAAUAAAUGCAUUAAACAUG